AUGCCCACAAUGUCCCUAUCGAGACCAACCACACCAAUUGGAGACAGACGGCAAACUAGCAGACGUUAUCUGAGAAGAUCGUCCGGCAUUCCAUUACCAUCACAGUCACCACAUCAUUAUCCUGUUGAUCCCGACAACCUACCCAUGGACUGCCCUGAGAUUGUCAACAAGGUAAGAGACAUAGCUGAUGGAAUAGAGGAUCUUGAUAUAAACGUUAGGGAUUUGAAUCAUAUACAUAAUGCCGUUGCAAGCCAAUUCAAUGAGUCCUUCGCAAGUUUCUUAUAUGGAUUAUCCAUCACUAUGUGGUGCGUUGAUCUUCCCAAGUGCCCGUCGCAAAAAGCCUGGCAGCGGUUACAAUUGAGAAAGAAGAAGAAAGAGCAUAUUGCAGAAUUGAGGAGGAAAAUUGAAGAGGCCGCAAGAUUGAAUGUGGAAUUGAAGGAAAAGGUAGCUAAAGAAACAAGACCGCUUACCCAUGCACGUCCGAUGAGUAGACAACUUCCAUCAACGAAACGGUUUCGGCCCAGCAAUGAGAAUAUCAAAUCCAAUGGCGCAAAUAUUGUUAGAAAACCAGAUGUUCCUGCCACUCGUAUUUCCAGAAUACCUCAGCCUGUGUCGGGGUUGCUAAGAACACACCAAGUGCCGACAACCUCGAGUAGCAACGCACCAAAUUUGGACCAGCCACCUAGAUACAUGCGAGGGCUUUUCAAAAAUGACGCAACGCCAGUGAAACCAAGGAGUGGGCUACAAGCGAAACAGCAACCCCAAAAUUUGAGUCAGCGACCACCAUUUAGGUAA
This is a messenger RNA of Lodderomyces orthopsilosis Co 90-125, 795 nucleotides long. RefSeq names its product Dam1p (gene DAM1). Gene Ontology annotation, biological process: mitotic sister chromatid biorientation. The record is from RefSeq and is a predicted model, not a curated record. NCBI's taxonomy places the organism in Eukaryota, Fungi, Ascomycota, Pichiomycetes, Serinales, Debaryomycetaceae. The coding region runs from base 1 to 795 and encodes 264 amino acids. The transcript has a single exon. Gene Ontology annotation, cellular component: mitotic spindle pole body; DASH complex; mitotic spindle polar microtubule.